AUCCAUUCCAAUCCAAAACAGCGCCAUCAAAAGAAGUUCUCCCCGGCCUGCAAUAACAUUCUUGUCCAUCGUCAGUGUGUAUUUAUACAGCUCGCAGUGAAUAAUUGAAAAUGUUGCUUUACGUGGUGCUUGUAGCACUGGCCAUCGGCGGUACCUCGGCAGCCGGUUCCGGUGGUAAGAGGUACGCUCUGUCAGCAAAGUUCAUUGAAGAGAUCAACGCCCGGGCCACUACAUGGCGUGCUGGACAGAACUUUCAUCCCGACACCUCGCUCACCUACAUCCGGGGCCUAAUGGGUGUUCAUCCGGAUGCGGACAAGUUUCGCGCUCCGGAGCUUUUGCACGAAAUGAACGAGGAUGACGACCUGCCGGAGAACUUCGACUCGCGCGAACAGUGGCCAAACUGUCCGACAAUUCGUGAAAUCCGCGACCAGGGAUCCUGCGGCUCAUGCUGGGCCUUCGGGGCCGUCGAGGCAAUGUCGGAUCGCGUGUGCAUUGCUUCGGGUGGAAAGGUGCACUUCCGUUUCUCCGCCGAGGACUUGGUUUCAUGCUGUCACACGUGCGGAUUCGGUUGCAACGGUGGUUUCCCGGGUGCUGCCUGGAGCUACUGGGUGCACAAAGGUCUAGUGAGCGGUGGCCCAUUCGGCUCGAACCUGGGCUGUCAACCGUACGCGAUUGCACCGUGCGAGCACCAUGUGAACGGCACACGCCCAUCGUGCGAAGGCGAAGAAGGCAAAACGCCAAAGUGCGUCAAAAAGUGCCAGGACAGCUACAACGUACCGUAUGCAAAGGAUAAGCGUUAUGGCGCCUCGUCUUAUUCGGUCGCUCGCCAUGAGGCCCAGAUCCAGAAGGAAAUCAUGACCAAUGGUCCGGUCGAGGGUGCGUUCACCGUGUACGAGGAUCUGCUGCAGUACAAAUCAGGAGUCUACAAGCAUGUUGCGGGUAAAAUGCUCGGUGGACAUGCUAUUCGCAUUCUCGGUUGGGGCGUGGAGAACGGAACCAAGUACUGGCUGAUUGCUAAUUCCUGGAACAGCGAUUGGGGCGAUAACGGAUUCUUCAAGAUUCUCCGUGGUGAAGAUCAUCUCGGUAUCGAAAGUUCCAUUUCUGCUGGUUUGCCAAAGCUCUGAAGAGGGAAGUUCGGUAGCAAAAUGCGUACAUUCCGCUAAAACUACAGCAAUAUAUUUUCUAGAAAAGGCUGUAUUUCGAACAAGUUUUUUUUUUAUUUUCAAGGCUCAAUAAAUACUCUAUCGAUCAUUAUUGGCUUCGAUAAUAUUUA
Molecule: messenger RNA, 1273 nt
Organism: Anopheles coustani
Lineage: Eukaryota; Metazoa; Arthropoda; Insecta; Diptera; Culicidae
Gene: CtsB
Product: cathepsin B
Exons: 2
Coding region: 111-1124 (337 amino acids)
Biological process (GO): regulation of catalytic activity
Cellular component (GO): lysosome
Molecular function (GO): cysteine-type endopeptidase activity
Source: RefSeq, a predicted model, not a curated record